Molecule: messenger RNA, 1534 nt
Organism: Boleophthalmus pectinirostris (great blue-spotted mudskipper)
Lineage: Eukaryota; Metazoa; Chordata; Actinopteri; Gobiiformes; Gobiidae
Gene: cxcr2
Product: chemokine (C-X-C motif) receptor 2
Exons: 2
Coding region: 42-1160 (372 amino acids)
Biological process (GO): neutrophil chemotaxis; immune response; G protein-coupled receptor signaling pathway
Cellular component (GO): membrane
Molecular function (GO): chemokine receptor activity
Source: RefSeq, a predicted model, not a curated record
AACACCAAGUGUGCACUGUGCAGAGAACAGACAACAAAAACAUGAAGACGUUUAUAUUUUUGACUUUUUUGAGUCUGGCUCUUUCUGAAGAAUAUGAGGAUGCUACUGGUUUCUCCUUUGAUGGCUUCACCUUUACAGACACCAUGUGGACUGGGGAGGGCAAGGCAGCUCUGUGCGAUUUCAACCCUCCUGGAUUCAGAACACUGGGCAUCAAGCUCACUUACAUUGUUGUCUUCAUUUUUAGUUUCCUAGGAAACAGCCUUGUUGUUUUUGUGGUCUCCUGCAUGAAGAAAGUCAGGGCAAGCACGGACAUCUACUUAAUGCAUCUGGCAAUAGCUGACCUUUUGUUUUGCCUGACUCUUCCCUUCUGGGCGGUGUACAUACACUCUGGUUGGGUUUUUGGAAACGUCCUUUGCAAAAUCCUUUCCGGUUUCCAAGAAGCUUCUGUGUACUCUGGAGUCUUCCUGUUAGUUUGCAUUAGCAUUGACCGUUACUUUGCUAUAGUACGGGCUAAACGUAGCCUUUCUUCUCAUAAUGUUGCAGUCAAAGUCAUUUGUGGAGUUGUGUGGGUAAUUGCUGUAAUGCUAGCCCUACCUUUUGCCAUACAAAGACAAAGCAUGUUCAUGGACAACGAAAUUGGAUAUAUCUGCUUUGAAAAUUUCACUGGUGAAAGUAUGUCACACUGGCGUGUUACUGUACAUGUUUUGAGACAUACGAUGGGGUUUUUCAUCCCAUUUGUUAUCAUGUCUGUAUGCUAUGGCUGCACUAUCGUUAAACUAUUACAUUCCCGCAACCAGAAAAAGCACAAAGCCAUGCGAGUUAUCCUAGCUGUAGUUUUGGCAUUUAUCCUUUGCUGGUUGCCUUUCAAUGUGUCUGUUUUGAUUGACACCUUGAUUCGGGGAGGGUCCUUGCCUGUGGAGACCUGUGAGACACAGUACAUGGUAGAAAAGAUGCUAAACGUGACACAAGUGUUUGCCUUUGCACACUGCAUGAUAAAUCCGAUCCUGUAUGCCUUCAUCGGGGAGAAGUUUCGAAACCAGCUUCUGUCUGCACUGUACAAACACGGGGUCAUUAGCAAAAGGAUCCACCAGGCUUACAGGAAGGGCUCUGUCAACAGCACUGGAAGCCUCAGAUCUAGGAACACCUCCGUGACAAUGUGAAGACAACCACUUUACACUGAGUGAUAGAUAAAUACAAGAUCAACUACCUAUUGGGACCAAUAAGUGCUUGGACACAAACACUGACAUUACGCAAGUUGCAAGUUGUAAAUUCUGUAAAUAAUCCUAUUCUUCACAGCUUUUUUGCUAUAAUUCACAUUUUUAUUUGGUGUUCAGUAUAGUAAUUAUAAUAAUUAUACUUAUAUAUCCAUGAGUUUCAGAAAGAUGACAAUUCAGGACAGUUGUUAUAAGAGUUAACAAUUUAAAGCCAAAUGCUAUGUGUUUUGAUUUGGAAAAACUCUUCAAAUUGCUGCUAAAUUUGAGCUAAAACCCAUGAAUAUCUGUAAAAUGCUGUAAAGUGCUUCGAAGUUCUUAAU